Paramormyrops kingsleyae is the source of this 1302-nucleotide messenger RNA. Lineage: Eukaryota; Metazoa; Chordata; Actinopteri; Osteoglossiformes; Mormyridae. The record is from RefSeq and is a predicted model, not a curated record.
UGGGAAUCGGCCUUCUGACCCUCAGUUUCAGGACAGCAUCUGAUUGAGGCCCAUUUGUCAUUAGUAUCUGCCUCGAUUCCCUCUGCCUGUUUCACUCUCUGUUCUGGCUGGCAUAAGAUAAAUGUUUUUCUUCACGCAUAAAGACAUGAAUUUCCUGUCCAGCAUAUGAACAGCCCUGCUUUUAUUACUCUGGUACAACCUGGAAUUGCAUCAGAUUAGUGGCUGAAGGACUGCGAAGUUAUAAUAAAUCAAGCAAACAUCCUUCAAGACAACAAUAGAUUUCAGGCCGGUGUCCAGAAGUAAUGAACUCGCAUGAAUUUCUAGUAACUGGAACAGAUUUUGUAGGCUGUAAAUGGAAAUGUUAACGUUUCAAACCAUUUAGUCUAAGUGGACUCUGAUCGUCAGGAAUCUAACAGCCAGCUGGCCUUGCACAAAGAAAUUGUCGGGGGUUGUUUCGAAGUUCUUACCAUGGCUGAAUGGACCUUUCUGAAUGUGCUCUUUGACUCCCUGCAGGCCCAGUCCCCAUUCCUGGGACGCUUUUGGGUUCUGCUCAUGCUGGUGCUUCGCAUGUUGAUACUGGGCACCGUAGCCAGCGAUAUGUUUGCCGACGAGCAGGCCGAGUUCACCUGCAACACCCUGCAGCCGGGCUGCAAACAGGUGUGCUACGAUGAGGCAUUCCCAAUCUCCAUGUUCCGCUUCUGGGUUUUCCAAAUCGUGCUCAUCUCCACACCAUCACUGAUCUUCCUUAUGUAUGCCACUCACUACAAAAACAAGAAGACGGGGACGCAGAAGCAGGACGGUACCACCAGCUUUAAGGAGGACGUCCACUUGCAGCAUCUCUAUAUUGUCAACGUAGCCUUCCGCCUUUUCGCUGAAGUGGCCUUGUUGUUCUGUCAGUGGUGCUGGUAUGGCUUUGAGGUAGAGGCCAAGUUUCCCUGCAGUCGCAUUCCCUGCCCUUACACUGUGGACUGUUACACCUCCAGACCGAAGGAGAAGACACUUUUCCUCCGUUUUUACUUCGCCGUUGGCAUCUUAUCAACUGCAUCAAACUUUGCUGAGUUGCUGCUUAUGUCUUAUAAGUGGAUACAUGACUGCUGCAAGUCUUUACAGCCCAGUGACAGCACAGAGAGCCUGCAGGGCCUGGACAGUAAGGAGGCUUCCAAACAAGAGACAGUGAAGAUGUUGCUCUCCAAAAAAUCCCAGUGUGGCACCACACGCAAAGUGAAGCCGACGUACAUCACAGGCCUGAAGUGCUCCCAGCAUGAACCUGGGACUGAGUGAGGACGCCAGCAGCCCCCCCCC